Molecule: messenger RNA, 3013 nt
Organism: Gasterosteus aculeatus aculeatus (three-spined stickleback)
Lineage: Eukaryota; Metazoa; Chordata; Actinopteri; Perciformes; Gasterosteidae
Product: E3 ubiquitin-protein ligase TRIM35
Biological process (GO): protein ubiquitination
Molecular function (GO): zinc ion binding; protein binding; ubiquitin-protein transferase activity
Source: RefSeq, a predicted model, not a curated record
GACCCGUGUCCUCCUGAAAUAUAAAUGACAUUUAAGUAGAAAUCCACUGGCGUGUCAGCGCUAACGUAAUAAGAUCCACCUCAGUGAACCUGAUGAUGCUGGCCAAACUCUGCAGGGUCACCUCCAGGCCUCCUGCCCGGGCUCAACACUGAAUUACCUUUAGCGUUUGUUUCAGGUUCUGAAUGUACUUUUUGAGUUCUGUUCGCUUUCUAAAAUCCCUUCUGCUUUUCUUUUGCCUAAAAACUAGAUCACUGCCCAGCGACAUUCAUGUUUAAUAACACACGCCUUUUAAAACCUUUUAAGGUUCUGUUUCUCAGAGCCUUGCUGCGCUGAAGGACGAGGGCCGGUCACGUGUCCUGUAUUUACUACGAGUGAAGUAAACCUGUUCCUCGAGUCCCUGUUGGUCUAUAACCGUGGUUGCUCAUAAGCUGGUCUAGAUUAGUCUUUGGACCCACUGCAUUCAGAGAGGAGCGCUCCUCCUCUGCAAUUCACUGCUUCAGCUACCUAAAAAAACAAAACGGGCCAUGGCGCUGCGGCCGCGGGCCUCCUCCCAGCCGGGAAUACUUUCCUUCCUCCAGAGCCCCAAGGUGUCCUCGGCCCUUCGGCCGCGGGCCGUGUCCUCGCGCUCGGGCUCCGUGCUGGAGGAGGACCUGUCUUGCGCCGUCUGCUGCGAGAUCUUCCGGGACCCCGUCGUCCUCAAGUGCAGCCACAGCUUCUGCCGGGCCUGUCUGCAGCAGUUCUGGAACAAGAAGAAGGCCCGACGCGAGUGUCCCAUCUGCAGGAAGAAGUGCUCGCUGACGGAGCCCACGGUCAGCCUGGCGCUGAAGAACGUGUCCGACACCUUCCUGAGGCAGCAGGACCGCAGGGCGGGCGGCGCCGCGGGGGCGGCCGGCGGGGCGAGGGAGCAGGAAGGGAAGGUGGACGAGGAGUGCGUCGCCCACAGGGAAGUUCUUAAGCUCUUCUGUCUGGACGACCUUGAAGCCCUGUGCUGCGUGUGUCACACAUCCAAGAAGCAUCAGGGACACCGAGUGUGUCCUUUGGAGGAGGGAGCGCAGGACUUUAAGGCAGAGCUGAAGAAUGACCUGAUUCCUCUGAAGAAACACCUGCGUUGCCUGUAUGAAGCCAAGCAGGAGAGUGAUGACACAACGGUGCACAUCAAGAACCAGACUGAGGCCACAGAAAAGCAGAUCAAAGAGGAGUUUGAGCAGCUGCGGGAGUUUCUGCAGAAGGAGGAGACGGCUCGACUGGACGCCCUGCAACAGGAGGAGGAGGAGAAGAAGGAGCUGCAGAGGAAAAGGUCGGAGAGCAUCACCAAAGGGAUCCUCAUCUUCUCGCACGCCGUCAUAGCGAUCGAGAAUGAGAUCGCUUCCAGCGAUGCGCUCUUCCUUAAGAAUUAUACCAAGACAAAGAAAAGAGCACAGAUGCCACUGAAUAGUCCAGAGAAAGUGGCGGGUGCACUGAUAAAUGUGGCCAAGCACCUCAGUUCCCUCAAGUACCACGUGUGGGAGAAGAUGGCGGACCUGGUUCAGUACACUCCCAUCAGCCUGGACCCCAACACGGCCUACUCCUGGCUGUCCCUCUCUCCAGACCUGACCUGUGUCGCAAACAGCGGAAGCCUCCAGAAGCUCCCGGACAACCCCGAACGCUUCGGCCACUUUGUGUUCCUGCUCGGCUCGGAGGGCUUCACUUCGGGCCGCCACGCCUGGGAGGUGGAGGUGGGCGACAAGGCGGACUGGAUGCUCGGAGUGGCCAAGGAGUCCGUCGACCGGAAGGGCCGGAUAUCCGGGAGUCCCGACGGCGGGUUUUGGAUGAUCUCGCACUACGAGGGCGAGUACUCGGCCAUGACGAAGCCCAGCACCCCGCUGCGUCCCCAGGGUGAGCUGACGCGAGUCAGGGUGCAGCUGGACUACGACGCCGGAGAGGUGACCUUCUCCAACCCCGUCACCAUGACGCCCGUCUACGCCUUCGCCGACUUCUUCACUGAGAAGAUGUACCCCUUCUUCUGCCCCGGAGCCAACAUCAACGGGAACAACCCCAAACCGCUUAAGAUCUGCCCCGCCAAGGUGGCUGUGUGGAACAGCGCCAAGUGGUGAUUUAACGAAAUAAAGAAAACACUCAUUGAGCACAGAAGUUUAUUUCCUAUUUAAGAGCAGGAUUCUGUGUAAAAAUGAGCACGACAAAGUCAUGACAAGAAGUACUGGUUUAUUUAGUGAUUGAGUGCAGUUUUUGAAGCGGGCGCUUCAAAGCUACCAGGGGAUGGACCUGCCCUUCCAGUCCAGGAAGCCUCCGUUCUGCUUCUCCGUGAGAGAGGCCAUCACCCCGAGCAGCCCCCGCACACUCUCCGUAGCGUCGAUCUCCCCCUGGUGGUUGGAAAACGCACACGGUUAACAUGAAGGCUGUCGCAGGAGGUCGUCUCUAAUGUCUCUACUCAUGGACCAGUUCUGCACUGAGAUCUGUCGCUCCUAACCGUAAAAACAAAUAUGAACAUACGCAAUCUGCCAUUUUAGUUCUGGACCAGCUGGGACACUUUCUUUUCUGAUCUGUGUCUUAUUUUGUCAUGUUGGAAGGGAAUGCACGGAGGGCCUAUGCUAACUGAGCCACGAGUCUGUAUGGCCACAGGAGGAUUGGGAGUGCAAAUCAUUUGCAAUGUUAAAUUACUUUUAACUUUAAGAAACUGCAGUGCUGUGCUGCAUCACAUGUUCGAUGUUCGAUGUAAUGUUAAGUGUUUCUGAAUCCUGGUGUGUGUUUCCCUUUGCUCUGUGUGGUAUCAGACAUGAAUGAAAGGUGCUAUAUAAAUAAACGUUGUCAGAUAUCAGACGCAGUAGUGUGUAAAACUCUUUAAUAUCGGUUCUAAAUACCAAAAUCCUGAAACAUUAUUGAAACGUUUCUCUGUAAAACAAUCUGCCACCAUGGGAACAGCUUAGUUUUUGUUAGUGAGCUGCAUGAAAUAAGAAAUCUCAUGACGUGAUGUUGAUGUCGUGCUUCGCGGUUAAUAAAGGUAGAUGAUCUUUCA